UUUGAUUGGUCAAUCCAAUGUUUGGCGAUGACGUUGAAUUCCGGAAAUCGAAACUUAUCGAUCCAAACGACACGAAGAAAUGAAAGUGUAUUUGUGUCUUUGAUCGAUGUCAGUGUGCAGUGACACCGUUAGUACCGUGUUAACUUGCUUUAAAAACACAGUAAUGAGUGUUUUUGUGGUCGUCCGUUGAAGAUAUGACGUUCUGCGUGGCGUUCACGUGCUGAUCAACGUAACUUAAACACUCGGUGAACUUCUGUCACUGUCUGCUAUUUUAGUUCUGUUUUUUUACCUGUGCCAUGGAGUCUCUAUCAGGUAAUUUUAUUUCUCAGCUAAAUGAGUACCAGCAGAAGACACAGUGCACCGUGGAGUAUGAGGAGGGAUCCACAGAUGGACCGAGUCACAACAAAACGUUCACUAUGAGGGCUAUUGUUAAUGGACAGCGGUAUCCUGAUGGCACAGGGAAAACAAAGAAGGAGGCGAAGCAAAAUGCUGCCAAAAACGUUCUGAAUGGGUUAAAAAGCACUAAAAACAUUGAAGUUACAACAUCAUCUGUCCAAAACACUCCCAACAAUAUGACUGUAUCUCAGACGAAUUAUGUUAGCUGGCUCAAUGAAUAUUCACAGAAGAACAAGUUACCAUUCAAGGCUCGUGAGUCCACUGUAAUGGAUCCAGGAAGCACCACUCAAUUGUGUACUUAUGUCUGUAAGUAUGUUAGCGGUGAUAAAGUGUAUCCCGAAGCUUAUGGGAAAAAUAAGAAGGAUGCCAAAGAAGCAGCGGCAACCCGUGUUUAUGAAGAAAUAACCAAAACACAGAAUGCAGAGGUGAGCAGGAAUAGAGAACAGAAGUCAGAGGUUGCAUCUCUUAGUGCUAGCCCAGACCGUGUCAGUUUGAGUUUUGCUGACGAAUCUCGAAGCUCCACGCCUGACAGGAACUACAUAGCACAUCUCAAUGACUACUGCCAGAAACAUAAAAGAGUGCUUGAUUUCAAAUUAUUUGAGAAACGAGGCCCUCCUCACAACCCUGAGUUUGUAUAUAAAGUUGUCAUAAAUGGGAAGGAGUACCCUGAAGGACAAGGGAAGAGCGCAAAAGAGGCGAAGCAAAACGCUGCUCAUCACGCUUGGAGUGAAAUUAAUGAGCAAUCUGGCUGGACCACACAGAGUUCUGGAGAUGACAGCUCUUCACAAGCUCAAGAGACAUUUAAAUCUCAAGAUGAACAGCAAUCCUCAAAAAGCUCGUCUGAAACUCCCAGCUCAAGUUCUUUUAUUGUCUUUAAAGACUCAAAUGCAGUCAGUUCUCCUAUGGCCAUAAGUCUUAGUCCACUGGAUGUGAAGCCGAAAAUAAAGUUAGCACCAAAUUUUAAUCUGUCACCAAAUGGCCUUGUCUGGAGUAAAGAGGUUGGUACUAACAUGAAUGUGCAAAACCCAGCAAAGCCACCUGGAGGUCAAACUUCAAACCAACCUACAAAGUCAAGGUUUUUAGAAGACUUUGACUCAGUAAAUCCGAUCGGCAAAGGUGGCUUCGGCCGUGUUUUCAAGGCUAGACGAAUACUUGAGAACACAUAUUAUGCUGUGAAGAUAGUGAAGAGUACAAAAAAAGCUCGUCGUGAGGUUGGUGCUUUGGCUAAGUUUAAUAACGUCAACAUCGUCCGCUACUACUCGUGCUGGGUCGAGGACACGGCAUACAGACACGAUUCUUCAGAGAGCUACAGUUUCUCAGAUUCUGGCAGUGACCCGACAACAAAGUUCCUCUACAUUCAGAUGGAGUUUUGUGAGGGAGACACGCUUUGGGCCUGGAUUGAUAAAAGAAACUCUUCGGAUGCUCAGUACCCAGAGAGGAGGACGGACGCAGCACAAAUCAACAGGCAGGUGCUGAAGGCUGUGGAGUACAUUCACUCCAAGGGUUUGAUCCACAGAGACCUGAAGCCUUUAAACAUAAUGUUCAGCGGUGAGGGAAAAGUAAAAGUCGGAGACUUUGGCCUCGUGACCGCAGCAGAAAAUGAUAAUGAUGAGCAACUGCUGGAACGGACUAAAAGGACAGGAACUCGUAUUUACAUGAGCCCGGAGCAGGCGAAUCAAACAUCCUAUGACAGAAAGGUGGAUAUAUACGCUCUGGGCCUCAUUUAUUUUGAACUCAUCUGGAAUCUUAUCACAGUGCAUGAAAGGAAAAAGAUUUGGGAUGAAAUAAGAAGUAGGCAUUUUCCACCACAGUUCUCCAAGAAAUUUAAAUUUGAGCACAAACUCAUAGAGCAAAUGUUGAGUCCCAGACCUGAAGAGAGACCAGACGCCUCAGAGCUGAUCAGAGAGCUGGACCGAUAUACUAACAUCCUGAAUGCAGAUAAAGACAACAGGACGAUUUAAUGAGGGCUUAUCUCUUAUAUGCCUUUAUAAUAAUACCAGUUGUUUAUACUUUAACAUUUCAGGUGAAGCAUUUAGCAUUUCUAUAGAGCAACUUACAAAAAGGUUCACAUGGCAAGUGUGCAAUUCGAAAAAGAACUACGAGGGGCAAGUUGGUGUAAGAAAAUGAACAUUUUGUCAUCCUUUACUCAUCCUUAUGCUGUACUUCUGUGGAAAAUGUGUAGCAGAAUGUCUGCUAUGUUCUGUAGAACAAAAGUGCAAAAGUCAGUGUAUCUUGUGUCUAACACUUCUCGCUGAUCAUGCUGUUGUAUUACUGUAAUUCAGUCUGUAUGUUUACAUGAAUUAUCAUGUCAAGAAUCAAUUGUUGACACAUUGUUGAUUCACAAUUUUCUAUUUACAUGAACUUCCUUUGGAACAGAAGGUGAAUCCAUUACCUGAUUUUAUUGCAUACCUGUCUGUAUUGCAUAAUAUUCUGUAACAAUAAAUCAUGGGGCUUUUAAACUUC
Messenger RNA from Labeo rohita (rohu), 2859 nucleotides. It is a transcript of the gene eif2ak2, whose product is annotated as eukaryotic translation initiation factor 2-alpha kinase 2. Lineage: Eukaryota; Metazoa; Chordata; Actinopteri; Cypriniformes; Cyprinidae. The transcript is spliced from 19 exons. Gene Ontology annotation, biological process: protein phosphorylation. The record is from RefSeq and is a predicted model, not a curated record. Bases 297 to 2357 code for a protein of 686 amino acids. Gene Ontology annotation, molecular function: double-stranded RNA binding; protein kinase activity; ATP binding.